ACUAAUAAUACAUGGGCAUUAUGAUUGGAAAUAAAGCAUUAAAGAAAGCGCGAAGAGAAUCUGUGUGUGUGUAGCUAAUUGAGUUUACGCGAUCAAUGAAGUGGUCUAGAACAGCAAUGAAACCUCACGUGCAGGGUGCUGUAGCUUUUUGUUUGUUUGAAUAAUAAUCAUGUUGAAAAGGUAACAAGCUUUCUCGGUAAUGCGUUGAUAAAAGGGAGAGUUUGUUUGGUCCAUUGGUAACGUAGUAGUGCUUCUUCUUCUUCCACCUCAACUUUCUUCUUCUUCUUCUCUCUCCAUCUCUUUUCCCACUUCUCUUCCUCUCUCCACUACUCUCCCUUGUAGCUUCCCACAACUCUCUCUCUCUCUCUCUAUAUAUAUAUAUAUAUAUAAUCUCCCACAAAAGUAUUGUGUUCGUGACCUCGUGAGGAAAACUCACGAACAAUGGCGCUAGAGGCUGUGGUAUUUCCGCAAGAUCCGUUUCCGUACGCUUGCAAGGAUUAUUUUUACUCCCCAGUAGGAGCAGCACCCAACUACGGUUUUCAAGCGGCGGAAGAAGAGAAACUCCUCCUAGGAAUCAUCAACAACAACAUAGAGGACAAUCUAUACACAACCUGGGAUUCCUCUUCUACCUCGGUCUUGCAAAAUGUGAAGGAACAAUGGGAUUCUCACUCCUCCCCUGAAGCCUGCACCGUCGAUGAAUCCAUGAUCCCACCUCUUUCUUCCUCGGCCGAAGCCACCGCCACCGCAACAACCACCACCACUCGACGCAAACGGCGCCGUACGAAGAGCGCUAAAAACAAAGAAGAAAUCGAAAACCAGAGGAUGACCCACAUUGCAGUUGAACGGAACCGCAGAAAGCAGAUGAACGAGUACUUAGCCGUACUCCGAUCCUUGAUGCCCUCCUCUUACGUUCAGAGGGGUGACCAAGCUUCUAUCAUUGGAGGGGCCAUUAACUUCGUGAAGGAGUUGGAACAGGUUUUGCAAUCAAUGGAAGGUGAAAAGAGAAGGAAGCAGGGCGAGGAAGAGAAUGUUGGGUUGAAUGGGUGGACAACACCCUUUGCCGAGUUCUUCACGUUUCCUCAGUACACGACACGUGGCACGCAGAAGCAGGAACAGAAACAGUGGGCCGUAGCAGACAUUGAGGUCACCAUGGUCGAUAGUCAUGCCAAUCUGAAGAUUCUCGCGAAGAAACAACCCUCGCAUCUCAUCAAGAUCGUUCUCGGCCUUCAAAGUCUCAGACUCACCAUUCUCCACCUCAAUGUCACCACUCUCCACCACAUGGUUCUUUACUCCAUCAGCGUCAAGGUAGAGGAGGGGUGCGAGCUGAACACGGUGGAUGAAAUUGCGGCGGCGGUGAAUCAACUGUUAGGCACAAUCCAAGAUGUUGCAUUCAGCUGAAUUAAACAUAAUUAAUUUUGUUUUAAUUCAUUUAAAAAGAUUCUCUACCCUUCUCUUGUUGGUGGAGUAAUUUAGGAUAUAAGUGAUUGUGUCCGUUGCAACGUGAGAGGGGGUUAACAACGUUGUUCUAUCUUUUUUUUUUUUUUUUUUUUAAUGUAGUUGAAAUGCGUAAGGCUGUAUCUACAUCCAACUGCCUAACAAGUUUCACUGAAAUACUAGUCCAUUUCAAUAAGCUGGGAGUUACUAUGCA
Messenger RNA from Vigna unguiculata (cowpea), 1648 nucleotides. Its product is annotated as transcription factor bHLH94-like. Lineage: Eukaryota; Viridiplantae; Streptophyta; Magnoliopsida; Fabales; Fabaceae. Gene Ontology annotation, molecular function: DNA-binding transcription factor activity, RNA polymerase II-specific; protein dimerization activity; RNA polymerase II cis-regulatory region sequence-specific DNA binding. The record is from RefSeq and is a predicted model, not a curated record. Gene Ontology annotation, biological process: regulation of transcription by RNA polymerase II.